AUUAAUUAUUCAUAUUUUCAGGUACUUUGUUUGGGCCUUAGGCCCAACUUUUGCAAUCGUUUAUACGACGUCGUUAGUGUUUCGUUAUUAUAAAUACAAGAGCAUUUUUUUCUCAAAUUAUCAAUUUCAAACUCACUUUUCAGUUAAUUCGUUGCUGCUGACGUCACACGGCGAUGGUUUUCCUCUCUGAAACUUCCGACGACGGAUCUAAUGGCGGCGAUCCAACCAAGAAUCUGCAAGAAGAUAAUCAAAACGAGAAUCCUCAAGAAGUAGAAGAGCUACAUAACGAGAAUCCUCCGAUUCCUCAAGAAGAAGAAGAGAUACAUAACGACAAUCCUCAAGAAGUACUAGAAGAGAAUCUUCCGAUUCCUCAAGAACUCCCAAUAGAUAUCAUCGUGAGCAUCGUCGCUCUUAUCCCAAGAUGUCAUUACCCGUCGCUAUCUCUCGUCUCCAGAGCCUUUCGUCAAGUAAUCACUUCGCAUGAACUCUACCUAACGCGCUCGAACCUCGGCUUCACCGAACCGGUUCUUUAUGCGUUCAUCGGAUUCCCACCGUAUAUUCCUCCAAGCUGGUUCUUUCUUCGUCGGAGCAACUUAGGAUUCCCAUUACAAUUACGCAUAAUCCGUUCACUUCCUCCAAUGUUUCCUGCAGCUGCUGUGGUCACCAUCGGAUACAAGAUCUACUUAAUGGGUGGUUAUAAUUCCCUCGUCGAAUAUCGACCCGUAUCGACUGUGGUUGUCAUCGAUUGCAGAUUCCAUACGUGGGGCUAUCUCCAGAAUAUGCGAAGGGCUCGUUACCAUGCAGCAGCCGGAGUAUUUGACGGAAACAUUUACGUAAUCGGAGGCUGCAAGAAAAGAGAUGAUGAUUGGGUCGAAGUGUUCAAUGUGACGACUGAGACUUGGGCAACUGUGCCUAGUCAAUGCCCUGAAGAUGCUAGUGAGAAUGGAGAGUUUAUUACAUAUGUGGUGAUGCAGGGGAGGAUUUUCACUUUGGAGCUUGGGGGUUGUUUGGCUUACGAACCAGUACAAGGUUUAUGGCAGUCAUGGGGAGUAUUAAGUGAGUUGAUGAGAUUUUGGCACCCGUCGUCGUCUUGUGUGGUUGGAGAUUUGUUGUAUGCACUUGAUCUUACGUGUUCUCGUGGACAUCCGAUAGUGGUAUAUUAUCCGAAUGAAUUGGUUUGGAGACCUGUGCAGGGUGUAUAUUCUUAUAAUUUGCCUAUUCUGAGUUAUAAUUGGUCUAAGAUGGCGAAUUUUGGUGGGAAGUUGGUGAUUUUGAGUGGUGGCUAUUCUUUGUGGUUUAAAGAUAUUUGGUGCAUAGAGAUUGCGUUGGAAAUACGUCAAGGAAAUCAGAUUUGGGGGGUGGUUGAAUCAAUCUCGCUUGUGUUUAGAGACGUGAUGAUGGCGCCUUCCAUUGAGCUUUGUCGAACUGUUACUUUUUGAUGAUUCGAUCGUGGCGGGUGGUUUAUGUGGUGAAGGAUCUUUUAUUACAUCUACUGUUUUAGGAGCUUGUUGAUAUCAGAGCAACUAUGGAGGAAAAGAUGUUCAGAAGCUGUUAUAUCUGACACCUUAAAGAGUAACUCGUCUUUCUUUACCUUUGUGCACAAUAGGCCGUUCUUGUUUUAGCCUUGAGUAUAGUUCUUAAGCUAGUGUAAAAUAGGCCAUUCUUGUUUUAGCUAUAUAUACUCUGUUUUUUUGU
This is a messenger RNA of Arabidopsis lyrata subsp. lyrata, 1695 nucleotides long. Its product is annotated as F-box/kelch-repeat protein At2g29830. Lineage: Eukaryota; Viridiplantae; Streptophyta; Magnoliopsida; Brassicales; Brassicaceae. The record is from RefSeq and is a predicted model, not a curated record. The transcript has 2 exons. Gene Ontology annotation, molecular function: protein binding. Bases 174 to 1439 code for a protein of 421 amino acids.